AUGGAAAAUCACUCUUUCGAUGUCAUUGUGGUAGGUGGCGGCAAUGCAGCACUGGUCGCCGCCCUCUCGGCUCAUGAAAGCGGCGCCAAAGUAGCUGUUCUCGAAGCAGCCACGCGCCAAGAGAGAGGAGGAAACAGCCGAUUUGCAGGUGCCAUCUUUCGCUGCCCCCACGGGGGUAUGGAAGAUCUUGGACCCCUUUUAUGCGAAUCGGCACAGGAGGUGGCUAAAAGAUGUACGGUGGGGCCUUACACGGCGGAGAAAUUCACGGAGGAUAUGAUGAACACGUCGCAUGGCCGGGCCGAUCGAGAGCAGAUGCAGGUCGUGAUUGACAAAGGAUAUGAGACCCUCGUUUGGAUGAAAGAACAAGGGGUCCAGUGGCAGUUGACACUGAAUAAAUUCUUCGACACAAAGAUUCAAACUGGCGUGAUUGAUCUGCCACCAGGCGGAGCUUUGAUGGCGAGGCAUGAGGGUGUUGGCCUCACAGAUGAUCUUUGGGCAGCUGUGGAGAAAACAUCGAUCACAGUGUUCUACGAUUGCCCUGCGCACGACUUGAUCACUGCGGGUAGUACCGUGCAAGGGGUCAAGACCCGACAGACCGACUUCUUCAUCGACUUCUACGGCCAAGUUAUCCUCGCUUGUGGCGGAUUUGAAGCCAGCCCAAGGCUGCGGAGACAGUUCUUGGGAGAAGGCUGGGAUCUUGUCGUUGUGCGAGGGUCCCGUUAUAAUACUGGAACGAUGCUGGAGAAGGCCAUUGCGGCCGGUGCCCAGGCCUGUGGCCACUGGGGCGGAUGUCACGCCUCGCCCCAAGAUCUGAGGGCGCCUCGUGUUGGAGAUCUCUCAAUCACGGAUAAAAUGUCGCGGUACUCCUACCCGUACUCCAUCAUGGUCAAUCUCGAGGGAAAAAGAUUCAUGGAUGAGGGGGAGGACCACUUCGGUUUGACUUACGCGAAAACUGGCGCGGCCAUUGGGAGUCAACCGCAGGCUACCGCUUACCAGAUCUUCGAUCAAAAAACCCUUCAUCUGCUGGAACCUCGCUACUCAACCGCAACUCCGAUUCAAGACGACACCCUUGAUGGCCUGGCACUAAAGCUGGGCAUCAAUCCCACUAUCUUCGUCAAUACGGUAAAGCAGUUCAACGCAGCGGCUCCUCCAACCGCCGUAUUCAACCCAUUCCUGAAAGAUGGAAACUCGACUGGUCAUAAACUGGACAUUCCGAAAUCAAAUUGGGCCUUGCCGAUCACAGAUGGCCCAUUUGUUGCUUACGGAGUUACUUGUGGGAUCACAUUCACAUAUGGAGGAAUCAAGACCGAUACGACUGGGCGAGUCCUAAGCAAUGAAGGGUCGCCCAUGCCAGGUCUAUGGAGCGCCGGCGAAAUGACAGGUGGUUUCUUUUAUCACAACUAUCCUGGGGGUGCUGGCUUGACCAAAGGCGCGGUUUUCGGGCGAAUCGCUGGCCAGGCUGCUGCUCAGCGCGCGAAGAGUGUCUCCUUGUUGUAG
Penicillium bovifimosum is the source of this 1497-nucleotide messenger RNA. RefSeq names its product FAD/NAD(P)-binding domain-containing protein. The record is from RefSeq and is a predicted model, not a curated record. Lineage: Eukaryota; Fungi; Ascomycota; Eurotiomycetes; Eurotiales; Aspergillaceae. The transcript has a single exon. Bases 1 to 1497 code for a protein of 498 amino acids.